This is a messenger RNA of Arthroderma uncinatum, 1050 nucleotides long. RefSeq lists its product as uncharacterized. Lineage: Eukaryota; Fungi; Ascomycota; Eurotiomycetes; Onygenales; Arthrodermataceae. The transcript is spliced from 4 exons. The record is from RefSeq and is a predicted model, not a curated record. Bases 1 to 1050 code for a protein of 349 amino acids.
AUGCGCGCAGUCGUCUGUCAGGGAAGCCCAUACGAUAUAGGGCGACAACAUGGCGAGCAGGCUUCUCAGGAAGUGCAUGGAAGUUUAGACUUCUACAAGCAGAUGUUCAAGCAGUCGUCUUCCAUGGAAUGGGCCGAAGUAUGUCGAACUGCGCUUAAGUUUCUACCGUUGCUAGAGACUUCGUUUCCAAACUAUAUGCAAGAGAUACGAGGAAUCGCACAAGGAGCCGGGGUUGAUGUGAAAUCCAUCCUCGCAUUGAAUGUGCGUACCGAGAUUGCGUAUGGCCUGUUUGACGACGGAUGUACGUCCCUUGCGUGGAAGUCUGGGGGCGAGAGCUUUCUAGCCCAGAAUUGGGAUUGGGACGAAGAGCAAGCGCCAAAUCUCAUCUCGUUGCACAUCACAUCAACGAUUUCAUCCAAGCCAUCUAUUCAUAUGAUCACUGAAGCCGGAAUAAUAGGCAAAAUUGGUCUUAACUCGAGAGGGGUAGGAGUCACCCUCAACGCCAUCAAGGCAAAAGGCGUAGACUUUAACAGAUUGCCCUGUCACCUUGCCCUUCGAAUUGCGUUGGAGAGCGUCUCGCGCGUCGAGGCCAUCGGUAAACUUUGGAAAGUAAAGGUUGCUUCAGCAUGCCAUAUCACCGUCGCUGAUCGUACGGGCGGUACCGGCGUCGAGUGCUCCGCUGUUGAUAUCGCAUGGCUUAACAUGGGCGAUUCCGUGGAGAGCAGGGGGGAUGUCGUCACCCAUACGAACCACUUCGUGCAUAAGCAUAAAGAUGGCUUGCGGUCAGUGCUUUUUAUGCCCGAUAGCCCGGCGCGAUUAGAUAGGGUUCGAGAACUGCUGGCACAAAGCGGUCCUACUCCUGAGGCGGAUAGAAUAGAGGAAAUCCUCAAGGACGAGCAGGGGUACCCGGCUUCGAUAUGCCGGAAGGCAGAGGGAGAGACCUCCACAACGUCGCUAUUCAGUAUUGUUAUGAAUCUGACGCAGAUAGGGGCAACGGUGAAGGUUGGACGACCGGUCGAUCCCCAGGGUAUAAUUGAGUUAAAACCCUGA